UUUAACUUGGGACUGAGCACCACUCGCUGCAGACACGCUCACACACAGUGUGCCUAAGCAAAGAAAGGUUCCAGCGCCAAGCCUCUUAGACUCCUGAAGUAGGAGCGACUCAGUAGGAGCUUCUGUUGCAGUUCUUAAAGGAGUAGAGGCUCCCUCAGGAAUUGACCGCUUGCGGAGCUCGGGCAAAAGCGCUCCAGAUGAUGGACCGGCUCGACAUGCAGCGACAUUGAGAUUUGGAGCUUUUCUGAGAGGAUUCAUCAAUGCUGCACUAAAGCAAACUCUGAACUCUGGUCGACGCUCAUUGCAGCCUGCAGUGGAAAUGCACCAGCUCCGCGCGUCAUUGUGAAAAACUAAACUAAAGAGAAGAAGAAAAAAAGAAAAUAACAAUUUUCUUGAGUUUUGCUGUUAUACACGCGCACGUGGAAAUAAUCCACCCUAAGGGGAUCCGUGUAAAAUAAAAGAUAUGAGAUUUGGAACAUCUUCUGGAAAAUAUAAAUGGGUGCACUAAGUUCUGGACAUUUUUAGUUGCACGUAAACGCUGUCGGAAUAACAGAAGAGACUGGCUUUUUUUCUUUCCUCAGCCAAUGGACGGUGCGCCCUGGAACUUUUGUCAAGCUUGAGAGCGUCAGUUAAGAGAGACCUGGUUUAUGAAAGCUGUGCGUAAAAAUAACAUUGGCCAAGGCAGCUCCUCAUUGCUGGGCGCGUGACAUUUCAAACUUGUUGAAGUCCUCUUUUGUGCACCCUUCUCUCACGGGACAAGCCGGAUCUGUUUGUCUUUUCAGGAAAAAAGAAGAAGAAAAAAAGACACUUAAUUCCAUGCUGCUCCCGCCUGUCAUCAAGUUUAGAAAGUUCGUCGCUGCUUUGAGUCCCCUGGGUAACCAUGACAACCGAAAGAAAUCCAAAGUGAAUUUGAGGAGCGGGGUGAGGCAGGGAAGACUUUGAAAAGAGUUUUCUCUGUUUUUGGCACUUAUUGCUUUCUUGUAGUUAGAUCUACUUGUUGAUUAGAGCUCUGUGGAAAGCGAGGGCAUCUCACAGUGCGGCGAAGUUGACAAGGUAAAGGCGCCCUUAAUGCUCUCUGGCAUUCAAAGCCAACGUGGGCUAUUAAAAGCAUCGUCUCGUUGGUGACUGAACUUCUACUAUUUAUGAAGUUCCGGGUUACUCGUUGCAGAGAGCGCGGUAACCAGGACAAGAACUGAACUGUUUUCACGAGAGGAGAACCUGUCUACAAAGGAAGAGGAAUAAUGCCUCUCUCUCAAACGCUCCUCGUUUACGCACUGCUAUGCGUUCACCUUGGACUUUCCCAGCACUACCUUCGCCUCCGUCCAUCGCCCAGUGACCACCUCCCCGUCCCCGACUUGAGGGAGGACCCCGAUCCAGAGUACGACCCCCGCGAGCAGGACUUGGCCGAGAGGACUCUCAGGAAAAAACUCGGCAGCAACUUUGACCCAAACUUUAUGUCCAUCAGCUCGCCCUUGCAGGUGAACCUCUCUGCUUCAGAUUACCAGGUGAAGCUGCAGGGGCCCAUGCCAAACGAGAUUAAAAAGCUGGACCUCACAGAGACUCCUUAUGGAAAGAGGGUAAAAGUGGGUAAGAAAGCCCGUAGGAAAUUCCUGCAGUGGCUGUGGACGUACACGCACUGCCCCGUGGUGUACACUUGGAAGGAUUUGGGAGUGAGGUUCUGGCCCCGGUACAUCAAAGAGGGAAAAUGCUUCUCUGAGCGCUCGUGCUCCUUCCCUGAGGGCAUGUCAUGCAAACCCGCCAAGUCAAUCAACAAGAUUUUCCUGCGGUGGUACUGCCAAGGCUUUCUAAGACAGAAAUACUGUACGUGGAUACAGGUGCAAUACCCAAUCAUCUCAGAGUGCAAGUGCUCGUGCUGAUUUGCUUUAAGGAAGCAGCACGUGCAGGUUGACGGAGGGGUGGACUGGAAACACGGUCUCUAUUGCACUGUUAACUCUCUACAGAGGUGGGCACCAUAGCAAAUCUAUUUUUUUAUAUAGCAUUUUAAGUGAAAUACCAACAUUGUACAUAUUUAAGAAAAAUGCAGCUAUUUUUUUCUAAUUGAACCAGGACCAUAUUUUAUUCUCAACCCUGAAACGUUUUUUUUUUUUUGGACUGGGAGGGCAGGAGAACUUCAUGAGGAAGGGCAUCUUUUGUUUGGUUGACAUGUUUUAUAAGACAUUGAAAAUAUGCUACACUUCUCCAAGAGGUGACUUUUUUUGUUUUUCAACUGACUGAUAUUUCACUGCAAUGCUGCCUAGAGUUUUUGUAUAAUGGUAAUAAUAUCAAUAAUAAUUAAAUUGUAAAAAAAAAAAAAAAAAAAAAAAAAGUUGAGGUUAAAAAUAUAUAUAAAGGCGUGGACUCAGCUUUUUGGGAAUACAUAGUAUUGUAGAAAUAAAUCUGUUUUAUUUAUUAUUGUAACGAUUUGUGAGUAUAGAGAGCAUAAGAAAAGAGAAUAGCAGACUAUACCAGGAUAAAUGGAGGAUGUCUACUUGAAUAUUUCUGAAAAAUGACAAAAAAGAGAAUGAAUAAAAAAAUAAAGACAUAUCAGUGUAAAUGUUAUGGUUACACGUUUUAGCAAUAAAGUCUAUCUUUUCAACAUGCAA
Oryzias latipes (Japanese medaka) is the source of this 2603-nucleotide messenger RNA. RefSeq names its product noggin 2 (gene nog2). The record is from RefSeq and is a predicted model, not a curated record. Lineage: Eukaryota; Metazoa; Chordata; Actinopteri; Beloniformes; Adrianichthyidae. Gene Ontology annotation, biological process: osteoblast differentiation; negative regulation of cell differentiation; negative regulation of BMP signaling pathway.